Molecule: messenger RNA, 5569 nt
Organism: Spodoptera littoralis (African cotton leafworm)
Lineage: Eukaryota; Metazoa; Arthropoda; Insecta; Lepidoptera; Noctuidae
Source: the annotation of a GenBank genome assembly
AAAAAAAUCUAUCAACAGCAAAGAAAGAAAAGAGCUUCACAACCACAGAGACAUCGACUGUCAUAUCAUAGCACGUGUCAUUAUAAUUGAAUCGAUACAAAACGGACGCCAAAUCAUUACACAAUAUGCGGACGAAGUCUCCGGAGAAAAGAGGUCGGCAAAAAACCUCGGUGCAACAAACUUAUAGGGUUGAGGCCGAAAGGAACCCGGAAACCACACCGCAAUAUUUUCAGAUAUCAGUGAAUGUUUUGGAAGCCCGCAAACUAACAUGGCUGAAUCCAAAUUCUGCAAAUUCUUACGUCAUCGUCGUCCUUGGAAAGAAAAAGCACAGGACGACCAUCAGGCGCAAUAUGGAAGAACCGUAUUACAGAGAGUACUUCAUGUUCGAGUUGUACGUGAGCAUCAGAGACAUACAGCGGUCGAGUAUCUGGCUGGCUGUGAUGGAACCCAGGUGUUGCGCCCCUCCUCGACUCAUGGGGGAAGCCAGCAUCGACCUCGGAGCUAUAUGGUCACAACCACAUCAUCAAGUAUUCCAUAAAUGGGCACAACUGAGCUUGCCCCGGAACCCGUCUGCUGGAGCCGUGGGUUUCCUGAAGGUGGAUAUAUCCAUCGUUUUUCGGGGAGAUAUUCAAGUAAUGCCUGUUGUUGUACACGAGGACAGAGUAGAAGACAAUCUUUUGUUACCGACUGGUGCUGAACAACAACCGGCGAAUUACAUCAUCACCGUAUACGGAGCGUUUGGUCUGCCAAACGGGGCGCAUGGUCAGGGAGAUCGACGUUUUGGAAAAUUACCGAGUACUUUCGUCAGGGUGUCUUUUUGCGGCCUUUCGGCAAAAACUGCAGUUCAAGCUCGUAACAAUCACCCAGUCUAUUGUGAGCAGAUAUCCAUUGUGGAGAUGUUCCCGACAAUGAGUGAGAUGAUUCGGCUGGAGGUGUGUUCUGGAGACGGCUGCUUCAACAGAGUGCUGGGCAGCGCUCAUUUGAAGCUUGGCCAGGUGUCACAUGAUGGAGAAAAUGGUUUUCUACCAACAUUCGGGCCUUCUCUUCUUCACAUGUAUGGAGCUACGACCUCUGGUACAUUGGCAGCCUCGGGAGAUGAUGGUCCCUAUCACCGAGGAGCGAUGCUUGUGUCUUUGAGGACGCUUGUGCCUUACUACCAGCAGGGCCUUCGCAGCACCAGCGUCGAACCAGUAUCGCCUUUGCAGCCGGAAAAUUUAUGGCUCAUGGAAGACUUCUGCAUGUUCUGCCCGAUUCUGGAAGUCUCCAUGCUGGAUCGACGCGUUUCUGGAAAACUUUGUGGCAUUGCUAUCACUGUAGGAGAGCUACCUACCGAUGAUCAAGGAGAUGAGGAGUUUGUUGCUAUGAUGUCUGAGAUAAAACAACGGAAACUAUACUACACUGGUUCAAUGGAUGUGUUGAAAACUCGUCCAGUACAUGGCUACCUUGACUUCGAGAACACGUUCCCCGUUCUUCAGCUGGCCAUGAGAUUACCAGACUUCAGAUUUAGGAUGUACAGAAACAAUAUGGUUCACGGCAUCGUUACUGAUUUGGAACAAGCACUAACAGAAGUGGAGCGUCGUCUCAAAAACUCUGAGUUUGAUUCGUUAAGAGAGCUAACUGAGGAUCUCAGUAAGGCGGUAGAUGAUGCUGCUGGCAAUAUCCUGAAGUUUCUGGACAUUAUACAGUACUCCGGCCCUGGUAGUAGUACCGAUAACACUAUGAUGAAGUACAGCACUGAACUAGAUAAUAAGCAGCUGGCUUUGCAGAAGGAAGAAAUUGAAAAAAUCUACCAGCAAAUAACUAAAAGAACACAGAGGGGUUCUUCAUUGAGCUUCAUACAAAGCCUGUCUAGGACGGAUUCUAUCAAUAGCACAAAGAGAGACGUCAAGUUUAUGUUGGCGGAUGUUAGACAAAUUGCUGAGAAUCUGAAAGGUUUAAUUUACAAGACGUCAGAAGGGUGGCCUGAUAUAGUAGUGUGGCUUCUUAACGGCGGAUCAAGAGUAGCCUUCUAUAAGAUGUCAAUAGCUGAUAUAGUAUACUCUGUGAUCCCUGAACAGAAUGGCAGCCAUUGUGGACGGAUACAAAACAUUUACUUGAGGCCAUUAAAAUGUCCGAAGCAUAUGAACACGAUGGCUACGGGGUGUUGCUGCAUCGCUGGCAAGGUGGAACUCAUCUUAUGGAUGGGCUUGUACCGACAAAUCCAUGCAUUCGAGGGCUGCCUACCGAAAGGCUACAAGCUAAAAGUUAAAGACUUUGAUAUGUGCCUCAAAACUUCCACAAUGAUGCUGGAAUGCCGUGUUUUCGUAUAUAGAGCAAAAUUGAAUACAAGUGUAGAUAGAAAUAACCAUGCACACCCCUUUGUUAGGAUAAAUACUUUAAAUUCCGUUAAAGAAACUAAGGUCCAGCAGAAGACUCUUACGCCAAUUUGGAAUCAAGUGUUGAAGAUACAUAAGCUUGUAUCUGCAACCCACGAUAGAAUACAAAACAGUCCGCCAUUAGUGAUGGUUGAGGUACUUGACAGCGAUCAGUUGCCUGUGGUGGAUGAAAGGCAAGACUACCUGUAUGCUCCCAAAUUGCAGUGGUAUGAUCUCUUUAAGGGAGCGGAGUACAGCGGCCAAAUCCUGAUGUCGGUGCAGCUUUGCCAGAUCCCAGAAACAUUAAUGAAAAAUACAGUGUAUAGUCCAGUUGAAGAAACAUAUGUGGCUACUGCAGUCAAGAUACCAGAAACAGAGAGUGAUGAACCAGAACCCUUACCACCUAAUCUGAUUCCUAAGGCUACCACAUACAAAGUAGACAUCUAUUGGUGGGGCUUACGUGACGUCACAACUACAAGGAAACCGUGUGUUGUUCUUGAAAUAGAUGAACUGACGAUAAAGUCUGAUGUUGUGUGUGACAAGAAGUCCAACUGCAAUUUUCCCAAUGGACGGUCCUCACAGACUUUUCAAGCUCCUUUGAACGAGGUGUACUGUCCACCAUUGAGCAUUAGAUUAUAUGACAGUAUAAGUCAAAUACUUUACAUAAAGAAAAAUUCUUUACCUUCGUCUGUGGAUUUGGGCAGUAAGUUGUCAUUGCAAAGUAUCCACGAAACAAAGAGAUCUCGAUGGAAACGAGUAUUUUGUAGCAAAGAAGUAGACGAAGAAGAAUACGUUCUCCUGCCAAUGUUUUCGAAAGAAAAUAACCAGUCGAAAUUACUAAAGAAUAUUUCUUCUGAAAGUCCUGAGCAUAAGGAUUGGUGGAUGAGAUAUUACGCUACGAUGGAGGACAAUAUGGAUGACACACAAACAACUGAUAAAAUUGUUAUGUACGGAGGAGAGUUAGAGGCUCAGCCGGAGUUUGGCAAGUUCAAGGACUGGUGUACAACCCUAAAGCUUUACAACGGCAAAAAGACGGGUAUACCUGAGAAGGAUGAUCAGUUGUACUGCGGAUUCUUGAAAGCCGGUAUCGCCAUUUAUAGGUGGCCACCACCCCCCGAGACAGUCGCAGUCAGUUACAAUGGAGUUGAUUUAAGCAACGGAAUGUAUGAAUUUCGAUGCACCUUACCUGAUGACUACCUGCUGACUGUAUCCCUAUAUGACUACGAUGCUGUACCACCAGAUGAGCUGAUAGGUUCUACUACCAUUGACUUAGAAGACAGGAUAUACUCCAAACACCGCGCUAGGGUUGGCUUAUCUUCUGAAUAUAAUGUGAUUGGACCGAAUAAAUGGCGAGACUGUCAAAAGCCCUCUGUAAUACUUGAAGAUCUUUGUGCAAAGAACCAUUUGGCUCCUCCGAUCUUUCCUGACAACGCCACAGUGGUCGUCAACGGUGUAGAGUACAGAGACAAUGAUAAUGGGAGAACCUUUCGAACAGCAUCAGAUCGCAGAGAGAACAUUUGUCUAAGUUUAUUGCACAGUUGGCACACACUGCCCAUUUGUGGAUAUCGAUUAGUGCCCGAACAUGUGGAAUGUCGGUCUCUGAUAAACUCAGCUAAAAAUGGACUAGAACAGGGUAAACUGCAAAUGUGGGUUGACAUUUUUCCUCUAGACGCGGACAUGUAUAUACCACCGGGUGUGGACAUCACUCCUCGUAAACUGGAGGAGUAUGAACUUCGCGUCAUUAUAUGGGACGUGCAGGGACUUAGGCUGGAUGAUCACGGGAAAAAAGUAUCGGAUAUCUACGUUAGAGCCUGGAUAGAUACCAUAGAACAGGCUCAGUACACUGAUGUUCACUACAGCAGUUCAUCAGGAGAAGGAAGUUUCAACUGGCGUAUGAUAUUUCAUUUCCAGUAUCACCACGCGGAGAAAAAGUUGGUGAGGAAAGAGAAGGGGCCGUUUACAGAAGUAGAGGAGCACAUGACACCAAUAUUUGUAGUACAAGUUUUAGACAGUGACGCUUUAUCACAAGACGAUUUCUUGGCAUCAGUAUCCUUCAAUUUGAACUCAAUGUCGAAGGGCAUGAAGCAACCUAACAAGUGCAUAAUGGAGGAAUGGGACAAAAAUAAAAAGAUUAAUUUGUUUACGGCCACAACAGUCCGAGGAUGGUGGCCUCUAGUGUAUACCAAUCGUAACACUGGCAUGACUAUAGCCGCUGGAUCGAUAGACUUAGAACUGACUUUGUUGCCGAGGGAUAGAGCAGUGUUGAUGCCGGUGGGACUUGGAAGGGAGCCGCCAGCACCAUUACCGGAGCCAACACGAUCGGAAUCGUCAGGACGUCCACUGGAAUUCGUGAAAAGUUUGAAGUUUGGUAAUUGGAAAAAAGAACAUAAAGUAGCUGCGGGUACUGCGGCUGCUAUCACCUUCAUCGCAGUUUUGGGCUACCUACAAGUACCAAUGCUGUUAUUUGACUUAAUGACAUAAGUUGCUUCGAGUCGUCGUGGUAUCUUCUCAAACGUGUGCAGGAAACCUACACAAGCCUCUUUUGUUCACAAUAUUUAGUAUGAAAAAGUUUUGUAAGCAAUAUACAUAAGUUUCAAGAUAUAAAUAGGUACAAUUUUACAAUAAUAUUUAGAAGUCCGUUUAAUUGUAAAACCAAAAUGUUUUAAACAUAUUUUUUUAGCUUGUUUUACUGAAAUAAAUACUUAGUUGCCACUAAGUGGUUUAUUUAAUCUUUACAUUAAGAUUUUCAUUUUCGUUCAGUUAUGUAGGAUAGUCAGGCAAUCGUACAUACAUUUAGAGCUUUUUGUUACAUGGUUACGAAGGUCGUAUUAGCGCUCCCAACGUUUGCCUCAAAAACAAUGCAUUCUCUCUCGUAAUUAGCCGCGUGCUGACUGAGCGAGCAGCCUCGCGAGGCAAAUGCUCGGCCAGUCCAACAGGUACUUGAAAUUGUUUGUUAAACCCUACCACCAACUGAACAAAGGUUUCUGUACAUUCAUCAACGCAACCCAAUUGAAUUUCUUCACCAAAUAGCCAAAGUGCGUUGAUUUCCUUUUUAAUCUUCAUUUCAUACAUAUUAAAGUGCAAAUUCAUUCAUCCUCACACCGACUGGCUUUAUAUUUGAAUACCGUAAAUACCAGUCAGUUCAAACAUAACAUCACGCCUUUUAUCCCCGAAGGGGUAGGCAGAGGUGUACAUUAUGUUACAGGUGUACAGUU